GACAGAGAGAAGCCACACUCGUCCAAUGACUCGUGGCCGUUCGUAGUAUUUCCUUUUAUUUAGGUGAGUUGCCGAUCAGCCAAAUCGUGAAGUGGGUUGAAAACAUUUGCAAAGUUUUUAUUUCCUUCGUUUGGCUUACUAUAAUCAGUCAGUGUGAUCGCACAACAUGGCUUCUUUAAGGGAUCGAGCAUUUUGACAUUUAAAAAACACGAAAAAGUCCGAUGCAGCUCUCCGCCGUGUUUCAAGCUGCUGGCUGUCAACUUGCGCUCUAGCUGCAACAGCUUUCACCGAGUCUUUCUCUUCAUUUGCGCUGGAAAACAAAUAUUGCGGGAUAGUGAAAAAAUAACAACGCGUGGGCGUUUGCGCUUUUGAACCAUGACCACUGAAGUUGCGAGUGACUUGGACGUGACAGUCAGUUGUUUGGGCGAAGGGAACCAAAACAAGUCGGACGCGGAUCGACCCAAGAAACCUGAUCGAGCGAGCCACGAGGAGGGGCAGCAGGAUCCUCCUCAGGUCGACUCUAAACAUCAAAAACAGGGGGACAUGGAAAGCAAAGCGGAUGGGUUAAGCACGGACAGCACGAACGACAAGGAGAACGAGCAGAAUGCAUCAAGUCACAAAGCAGAAACUGCCAAGAAGAAAGUGAUCGAGGCUCCUCCGCCGAAAGUGAACCCAUGGACGAAGAGGAACGCAUGCCCUCCUAAUAAUGCCACCAACAGCUCGCUACAAACAGAACCCCAGAGUCCUGCCAAAGUUGUCCGUGCCAGCAAACCCAGAUCCAGGAAGACCAGUAAGUCAAGUGACUUCAGUGACAUCACAAACUGGCCUACCCCAGGAGAACUCGCCAAUAAGGAGCAGCAGCAGAAUGUGAUAAAUGCACAUGGGAGAAAAGUGACAUCCGGAUGGAGGGAGAGGAAGAAGGAUCAUGGGGGAGAGAAGAGAGAGAAGGAGAGUGGAAGUGACGGGAGUGACAGUAAGGAGAACAGGGAAGCACAGUCAGAUCCGAUAAGUGGACUGUCAAAUGAGAAAGAGACAGAGGAUGGAGAGGAAACGCACAGCAGUGCCACCCGCAGGAGAGGAGGCUGGAGAAGAGAGAGAGAUUUCUUUGAUGACACAGCAAGUGUUCGCAGUGAGGGCAGCAAUGUGCGUGGAGGCCCGAGGGGCAGGGGCAAAGGUCGCGGCCGGGGCAGAGGUCGUGGACGAGGUCGCUAUGAUUACUCCCACAGUUACCGGGACUCUUACGUGGAUAGGUCCACGGUUCCAGCCGAGUUCGGCACUAACAUGAUCUAUUACUAUGACGACGGUAAUCGUGUGCAGAUGUAUACGAUUGAGGAGAGUUUGCUUAAAGAAUACAUCAAACGCCAAAUUGAAUACUACUUCAGUCUCCCAAACCUGGAGCGUGACUUCUUCCUGCGGAGAAAGAUGGAUUCAAAAGGCUUUUUGCCCAUCUCCCUGAUCGCCAGUUUCCACAGAGUCCAGGCCCUCACCACCGAUAUCAACCUCAUUAAAGAGGCGGUGAAGAACAGUGAUGUCGUGGAGCUGGUUGAUGAGCAGAUCCGUAGGAAAGAAGAGCCGGAGCAUUGGCCCAUCCCAGGUCCCCCUCUAGACUCCCCUCGCACAGAUUUCUCCCAGCUCAUUCACUGCCCCGAGUUCGUCCCAGGACAGACAUUCACCUCCAUCAGCACAGUAUCAUCCUCCCCAGUCAGUCAGCACAUGGACGAACCUGCUCUGGUGAAUGGCCAAACUAGCGAUGACACAGACACAGCUAAACCUCAGUCCAAAGAAUCCUUUCCUUCCGACUCAAAAAGCAGCUCUAGUGAAGAUGGGAAUACCCCAAAAGAGCAGUCCAUCAGUCUCUCUGAUCCAGAUGCCCAGCCGUGGAUACAGGUGGAAAAACGACACAGAAACUCCCCUGGAAAAAAUAAGACCUCAGUAACUCCUCUUCCUCCUAGCUCUCCUUCUUCUCCUUCUCCUCCUCCUCUUCCUCCUUCUUCUCCUCCUCCUCCCCUUCUUGAGUUGUUCCCAUGUGCAGAGAGCACAGAAUUGGUUCAAUCCUGCCCAAAGCAGCCGCCUGAGGCAGACCAGGAAGAACUGGACUUUCUGUUUGAUGAAGAAAUGGAACGGCUCGCAGCGCCUCGCAAGAACACCUUUACCGAUUGGUCAGAUGACGAUUCUGACGAUGAACUUGACGACCGAGACGUUAACAAGAUCCUGAUCGUUACACAGACCCCCCCUCACUUGCGGAAACACCCUGGGGGAGAUCGGACGGGGAAUCGUGUGUCACGUGCCAAAAUUACAGCUGACCUUGCCAAAGCCAUUAACGAUGGACUGUUCUACUAUGAACAGGAUCUUUGGACAAAGGAAGAAGGACUGCAAGAGUGUGCCAAUGCCAAGGAUGUGGAGAACUUUAAAAAACUCAACAUGAUCAGCCAAGACGAGUUUGAAACUCUGACCCCUAAACUUCCCAUUGACCCCAACCAGGAGGUCCCACCCCCUCCACCAUGUCAAACAGAUGAUUCCAGCAUGGCUCAUUCUCUCCCCACGGAUGUCCCAGAAUCCCCCAGUGUCCCCCGUACCCCACGCACACCACGCACCCCUGGAAGACAGGACCCCACCAAAACCCCACGCUUCUACCCUGUCAUCAAAGAAGAUAGUGGAAACCUUGAUGGAAAAACUCCCAGAAAGAGGAAAACCCGUCACAGUUCUAACCCUCCUCUUGAGUGCCAUGUAGGCUGGGUAAUGGACUCACGAGAACACAGACCCCGCACUUCCUCUAUCAGCAGCUCUAAUGCGUCUCCAUCAGAAGGAGCCCCCGCACUGUCAGGCAGUUACGGCUGCACCCCACAGUCCUUGCCCAAGUUCUGGCAUCCAUCCCAUGAGCUUUUGAAAGAAAAUGGCUUUACCCAGCAAGUUUACCACAAAUACCGCCGACGCUGCCUCAAUGAGAGGAAGCGAUUAGGUGUGGGUCAGUCUCAGGAGAUGAACACCCUCUUCAGAUUCUGGUCCUUCUUCCUCAGAGACAACUUUAACAGAAAGAUGUAUGAGGAGUUCAAGCAGUUUGCCUUGGAGGAUGCCAAGGAGAACUACAGGUACGGACUGGAGUGUCUGUUCCGGUUCUAUAGUUAUGGACUAGAGCGGCGAUUCAGACAGGACAUCUUCAAGGACUUCCAGGAGGAGACCAUGCAAGACUAUGAGAAAGGUCAGCUGUAUGGACUGGAGAAAUUCUGGGCUUUCCUGAAAUACGCAAAGGUGAAGAAUCAGCCUAUUGAUCCCAAACUCCAGGAAUACCUCAGCAAAUUCAAGAGCAUUGAUGAUUUCAGAGUAGAUCCACCAAUGACAGAGGAAGGAGUAAGGAGGAAAGCACACUCGUCCUCCACAGGAGAUGAGGUGAAACGUAGGCGACACAACUCGACAUCAUCAUCGAAACAGACCCCCAUCUCCAAGACUUCAGACAAUCAGCCAGCCGCUGGAGGGAUGGCAAAAACAGCCACGACUGAUCAGGCCACUGCCCCAACGGCAACGAAAACCAACAAUCAACCAUCAGCCAAGGCAGCCUCAACCAAUCAGAAACCAGCACCUCUGACCGCCAAGAGCAGCUCGGCUAAUGACCCAUCUACAAAAGCCCCACCCAAAGAGAAUGUGAAAAAGAAUACCUCAUCAGAUGUUCGCAAAGGAGAGGCGGCGACCAGCAAAAACAAAGAUGCCCAACAGCCAAAGAAAUGAGGCCCUUACUACACUAUAUACAGUAUUUGAGUGUGAUUCUAACUCUAGAGCUGUGAAAAGAUUUUCAGUGCUGGUGCAGGCUUACGUUUUACACCGUAACCUCGGAAGUGAGCCAGUCAAACCGUUAGAGCAAAGACCAACUGUCAGACUGCUGCAUUCACAAACUGAAGAGUAAACCAGAGACGUCUUUGUGUUGUACAAGACACUUUUUCUGGACAGGUUAACUUUCAUUAGAUUUUUUUUUUCCUUCAUUUUUUUUUUCUGCAGUUAAUAGUUUCAGAAUCAAGUACGCAUGGUGAACUUGUUUUGCUGUAAAGUUUACAGAAGAUGCAUUCCUACAUCGAAUGCAGUUUUAUCACUUUUAAAAAUUAAUUUUACCUUUGCAAAUGCCUUACAUUUCAAAAGCAACAAAAAAUAUAUAUAUAUAUAUUUUAAAGCAUUGUCAGCAUAAAUAAUGAAUAAUCUCUUGGUGUUUAAAAGUGUUUUUAAUUUGUGUGUGCAUGUCCUGCACAUCACACAUAUUUACUUCAUUUAUUUUAUAAACUCAAAAAAAAAAAAAAAAAAAGAUCAAACAAAAAAAAAUCUCUAACUUGAACUGAGGUUGACACAAGGUAACACACACUAUAUAGCUUUUUGCAUUUUUUGCUCUUUUAGCUUGUGUAGGAAAUAUGACAGUGAUGGAAUACUAAGUUCUUUAUGCUUUUAUGAUUAUCUGAGUGUCUGAGCUGAAUAUCGGAGAAGUACAUAGAUAUCAAGCCAAAGUGGUGAGGGAUUGUAAAAAGUGUUAACAUCAUCAGGAAAUACACGAUGUUCCUGCUUUUAAUUGUUUUUUUUUUUUUUUGCCGUUUACGCCAUGAAAGUGGUGAUCUCAAAGACGCCACAUCUCUAGUUUAGGUGCAGAGUACAGAAAGAGAAAACAUAUUUGAACUUUUUAUUAAUUUUGACUUAAAUUGGAAAACGUCUGUGUACUUUUAGUUUCUAGGAAAUGUUAUCUUUUUUUGAGAGGAAUUAUCCUUCCUUUUAAAUUUUGAAUCCUAUUGGAGUUGAGUUUGAGAUAAUUUAUUGUUUUACUCUCUUUUGAAGACUUAAUUGAUUACAAUCUUUUUUUAUUGAUAUUACAGAGAGAGUAUAGAUGACCGCAAACAUGGUGGCCCAGAGAAUAAUUUUAUUAGCAUUUUUAUUUUGCAGGUUGCUGAUAACAUUAAAUCAGUGUUUUUUUUUUCUCACUUAUGAUCAUUAAUCAGACACUGAAUUGAUGUCCCGAUUGUAUCAUAUUUGCUUAUGAAAACUGUACAUAAAAAUAUUAGAAGCAACUCUCUAAUAUCAAUCAGUUCAUUUUUAUUGAUUCAUUUUAUUGUGAUAUUUUUGUUUGUGUGCGCUUGUGUGUUGGUAUGCAUGUCGGUUUAAUUUUUUUUUUCUUUCCUCAUAAUUGUAAAAUGUAAAAAAAACACAAAAUAUAUUAAAAUCUGUUUAUAAAACCCCAAAAUAA
Messenger RNA from Ctenopharyngodon idella (grass carp), 5212 nucleotides. RefSeq names its product La ribonucleoprotein 1B (gene larp1b). The transcript has 19 exons. Gene Ontology annotation, cellular component: cytosol; cytoplasmic stress granule. Gene Ontology annotation, molecular function: RNA cap binding. Lineage: Eukaryota; Metazoa; Chordata; Actinopteri; Cypriniformes; Xenocyprididae. The coding region runs from base 376 to 3723 and encodes 1115 amino acids. Gene Ontology annotation, biological process: positive regulation of translation; mRNA stabilization. The record is from RefSeq and is a predicted model, not a curated record.